AUGCUUACUUCUCAUCAUAAAUUGGGACAAAUAUAAACAUUUGAUACUUUUUUUAAUAAAUAAAUUUAUUAUUUUACCUAUUUUUACAAUUAAAAAUUUAUUUUUAAAAAAAAAUAUUGGGAAAAUUUUUUGCUUUAUCCUAAAGAAAGGUUACAAGACUAGGCUUGAGGCCACUUUUAAGAUUUAUGUCUGGUGGGUCUCACCAUGCAGAACCAGCAGCCCAUCACGACCACCAUGCUGCUGAGCAUCAUGACGAGCACGGUCACCACGUCCACCAUUCUAAUGUAAAAAUCCCAGAAGGCUCAUGGCAUCGAGACACUGAUGACGAAGACCAAUACUAUUACUACAAUAAAUACGGACCUUUCCACUCUUACAAUCUACUUAAUCAGUUCAGAACUCUAGAUAAGCAUAAUACUGCUGAAGAAGACCCUUAUAGAAACACCAUACAAGGUUACGUAAACAUGGCUGACACUUCCAUUGAUAGAGUAAACAGCCAAAGAGGAAUUCUCGAGUUUAUUGGACUUUUAUCGUUUUUAAUGCUAGCAAUUGGGAUGACCCAAGUUAGAAGCUUAUAUGAUGGAGAAAAUUUAGGACCUCAAAUCGGAGGAGCUUUGGUUACAGCUCAAGAAAUUGAAGAUUUCAUUGGAGAAUUGAAGAAAAGGAAAAAUAAUAACUAA
Molecule: messenger RNA, 677 nt
Organism: Blepharisma stoltei
Lineage: Eukaryota; Ciliophora; Heterotrichea; Heterotrichida; Blepharismidae
Source: the annotation of a GenBank genome assembly